CGCUUCAAAGACCGCCUCUCGCUCUCUCUAAAGAUUUCCUAUUUGCUCCUAGCUAGGGUUUUAGCUUAUCGCUUCUUCCCUCCUCUCCUCUCCUAUCUGUCUCUCGAAAUCGAAUUGGACCCCAAAAUAUGAGCAACGACAACAAGGAUAACUUCAGCAUGGCCGAUCUCUCCUCUGUGGCUCUCAACGAUGAGGAUCGAGCGGGUCUUGUUAUUGGUCUCAAGGAUAAGCUGCAGACUCUCGCUGGACAGCAUUCCGAUAUCCUGGACAAUUUGACUCCGACUGUCAGAAAGCGUGUUGAGGUUCUCAGAGAGAUUCAGAUCCAACAUGACGAAUUGGAGGCAAAAUUCUUUGAGGAGAGAGCAGCUCUCGAAGCCAAAUAUCAAAAAUUAUAUCAGCCACUUUAUGCAAAGCGCUAUGAUAUUGUUAAUGGUGUCAUCGAAGUUGAUGGGACACCGGAUGAAUCCACAAUGGACCAAGAGGGGGAUAAAGCCGCUGAAGAGAAAGGAGUGCCUGAUUUCUGGCUUACUGCAAUGAAGAACAAUGAGGUUUUAGCUCAGAAGAUUUCGGAGCGUGAUGAAGGGGCACUUAAGUAUCUUAAAGAUAUUAAAUGGUGCAGGAUUGAUGAUCCCAAAGGAUUCAAGCUUGAGUUCAUCUUUGAGCCUAAUCUAUACUUCAAGAACAGUGUCUUGACAAAGAUAUAUCAAAUGAUUGAUGAAGACGAUCCUAUUUUGGAGAAAGCAAUUGGAACGGAGAUCGAAUGGUACCCUGGGAUGUGCUUAACACAGAAGGUCCUGAAGAAGAAGCCAAAGAAGGGGACAAAGAAUGCCAAGCCUAUAACAAAAAUUGAAUAUUGUGAAAGUUUUUUCAACUUUUUUAACCCACCUAAAGUUCCAGAGGAUGAUGAAGACAUUGAUGACGACGCUGCUGAGGAUCUUCAGAAUCAGAUGGAGGAAGAUUAUGAUGUUGGGUAUACUAUUCGUGACAAGGUUAUUUCCCAUGCUGUGUCAUGGUACACUGGUGAAGCUAUUCAAGGAGAGGAUAUGGAAUUAGAUGAUGACGACGACGACGACGAAGAUGAUGACGAUGAAGAUGAUGAUGAAGAAGACGAGGACGAGGAUGACGAUGAUGAAGGAGAAGAUGAGAGAAAGACGAGAAAGAAGAAGAGCGGAAGAAUUCUAGUUGGUGAUGGUCUGCAGCAGCAGGGUGAACAACCUCCAGAAUGCAAGCAGCAGUAGAUCUGGUCACAGAGAUGCGUCGGUUGGCAGGGAAUUGUUGUCAUUUCGGAACAUUAGGGGAUUUUGGGGGGAAGGAUUUGCAGUUUUGGCCUUUUCUUUUUGUUGCUUAUUUGGUUAUCGUUUAUAACGGUUUAGUAUGAUUGAAUGGUUUGGAAGAUCCUUUCCCUUCUUCCUCCUAUUGGUAUGGGGAAUGAUAUUUGAUCAUAUAUAUAGUUUUUAAAGGCUGUUGCUGUUUAUGGGGAUUUCUUUUUCUUUCCAAAAUGUCAAUUGUGAGCCUCUUCCGUUUGUGUUUUA
Tripterygium wilfordii is the source of this 1532-nucleotide messenger RNA. Its product is annotated as nucleosome assembly protein 1;3-like. Gene Ontology annotation, biological process: somatic cell DNA recombination; nucleosome assembly. Gene Ontology annotation, cellular component: nucleus; chromatin. Gene Ontology annotation, molecular function: histone binding; chromatin binding. Lineage: Eukaryota; Viridiplantae; Streptophyta; Magnoliopsida; Celastrales; Celastraceae. The coding region runs from base 129 to 1238 and encodes 369 amino acids. The record is from RefSeq and is a predicted model, not a curated record. The transcript is spliced from 11 exons.